AUGGCAUCAUGGGAAGAUCUUGAAAAUGACUCUGAAGACGAUGAAGAAUCUGAAACAAAGUCUCAACCAUGCCUUAUGGCUGACCAUGUUGAGCAGAAGAAAGCCACACCCGAGAAGAGUGGCCAGAAAUCAAAAGGAUUUGCUCUGCACAACACCAAGGAACCUGCAAACCUGGAAUCUUUGGACUUCAAGAACAAAUUCAACAAUACACACUCUCACUAUGACCCUGCCCGAUUCAACUCUUGCGCUUCAUAUGAAUUCCAUAAAGAAGUCCUGGAAAAGCGUCAUCUCUGUGCAACCUACCUUGUCAACCUGGACUCUCUCACCAGCAAGGGGAUAAAUGUGUCUCCACUCUUUGAACUGCUUCAAUGGACUUCUCUGCUUCACAUCCAGAAGCCGGUUUAUCCAGGUUUAGUUCGAGAGUUCUACGCUAACAUGAGACUUAUUGAUGGCACCAUCCAUUCAUAUGUGAAGAGAGUUCACAUCACUCUUAACACUGUCACCAUUGGGACGGCUUUGGGCUACAAAGAGGAAGGGCCGAGAGCAUACAUGGCCGAGAAGUGGGACUCACAGGUCGGCGUCACUUAUAAAGUUGUUCUUCAAUACAUUUGUGAGAAUCUCUCUGGUUUGGAUGGCACUACUCCUACCCACAAAACUCUCGGACCAACCAACUCCUUACUUCACAGGAUUAUCACACAUAUUCUGACUCCUCAAAGUGGCUCCCAUAAUAGAGUAACACUCUCUGAUUCUCUAAUCAUCUUUGCACUUGUUACAUCUAUUCCAAUAUCUUUUGGUUAUCUUAUGAUCCGACAUAUAUGGGAAUCGGUAAAGAGCACCAAAAAGGCAAAUCUGCCCUAUGGUAUGUUCUUAACCAACAUCUUUGAAUACUUUAAAGUUGACCUUUUGAAUGAGGCUGUAGAGAACAAAGUGUCAAUGAUCAAGGGAGGUGGAGCGGUUAAGGGAACAAAGGGCAAGAAAUCUGGGGCUUCAGAAAAUGAUUAUGAGAGUCGGGCCGAAUCUUCCAAGACGACCGAAUCCAUUAGGGAAAUUCUCACUGAAUUUGCAAAUAUGUCAGAACUCAUGACACAAUUCCAUAAAGCAGGAUGCAAGUUAGCAUAUGAAAAUGAAAAGGCUUGGGGAAGAUGCAAAGAUAAAGUCAGUUUGAUACUAGAAAUUCUUGAUGAGGAUCCAGGAAUGGCAAGUGACGAAGGGGCUGAAGCAUCUGAUCUUCAGUUCUCUGAUGACUAA
Molecule: messenger RNA, 1248 nt
Organism: Arachis ipaensis
Lineage: Eukaryota; Viridiplantae; Streptophyta; Magnoliopsida; Fabales; Fabaceae
Source: RefSeq, a predicted model, not a curated record